Messenger RNA from Carassius gibelio (silver crucian carp), 7797 nucleotides. RefSeq names its product SH3 domain and tetratricopeptide repeat-containing protein 2. The record is from RefSeq and is a predicted model, not a curated record. Lineage: Eukaryota; Metazoa; Chordata; Actinopteri; Cypriniformes; Cyprinidae. The transcript is spliced from 18 exons. Gene Ontology annotation, cellular component: recycling endosome. Gene Ontology annotation, molecular function: protein binding. The coding region runs from base 1435 to 5688 and encodes 1417 amino acids. Gene Ontology annotation, biological process: regulation of ERBB signaling pathway; regulation of intracellular protein transport.
GCUCAGAGAGAUAUACUGAGAAAUGCCUCCUGGCUGUUUACAGCUGCUCAGACUCACAAGAUCUCCACAGAUUCAAUUAGAAUCUGACUGGGUUCUCUCUUUACAAAACACUAAGAUGUGCAAGAUUAUCCGUAUAGAUAAAUACCUUCUUUGUUGAGCCCCAAGACAGAGACAGUUAUGGUGACAGGGAAACACAUUCAAUGUAGUUUAAACAAGCAGACAGUACAUUAAACUGAGAAAGAUUCAUAAAUAUGUUGUUUUUACAUCAUGCUAAACACACAUAAUGCUAAACCAACAGGAUGACAUAACUCUACAAGGAUAUACUUAAGGUUGCAUCAUGAGAAACUAUUUUUGUAACAUUCUUACCCAAAACUGAAACCAAAUAGCUGGAGUAUUGCUCAGUCAACACAUUUCCCCUAAAAAUCAGUGGUUCCCAACUGGGAGCAAGCAGUAAAAGGGGCAUAACAUGGUCAUUAAAAAAAAAAUCUCUCAAGAUUAGAACGUUAAAGUUGUUUAUUGCCAAAUUCAGAUUUUUAUCGUAGUCUUCAAGAUAUUGUUCUUUAUUCUUCCUUCAAAAAUCUUACAGACUAGUUGAACAGGCCGAGUUAUCAAGUUUGUCAUGAAGAAUGUCAUUUUCUCAGUAAGUGAUCAAAAACAGCUUUGGUACAUAUUUAUUUAUUUGAUUUUUGUUUAAUGAACAAUACCUUCAAAUCAUUAAGAUUGAGCUGUAUUGACUCAAUCAGUCUAUCUUUACACUGAUAAAAACCUAAACCUAAAGAGGGCUGCACUUUUAUGAGAGCCAGACAUGUUAGAAUGGCCAACCUGGAGCUGUCACCCCUAAUAUUACAACAUCUAGUACAAAAGAAAAACAAAAGAAAAACAUUUAAUACGAGUAAAUAAAUUAGAAAAAAGAAUCCAUGUUUACUUGCUAUGAGCAAUGCCCAUUAAUUCAGUGGGCCUUUUGUCCUCAUAUGCCAGAGAUGUGAGAAUGCUGCUGCUCUCACUUUCCACAAGAACCCCUGGCACAGAGAGGCACUGACCAGCCCACACAAACAUGCCAGUAGUGCUUCAGAGUGCUUCACUCAUCUGCCGAGUGGACGGAGAGAGGAAAGGGGAGAGUACAAAAUAGAUGGAUGUUAGAAAAUGAGCAGUAGAGAGAGUGUGGUUUAUGCAGGAGAGGAAAAUGGACAGGAAGAGAGAGAGGGAUAGGAGUGACUCCAUCGAUAAGUGGAUCUAUCGUUGACCCGGCACUAUUGAAACUGAGUUUGAAGCUGGCUGUGUACAUCAUGGCAUGCUGCUGCUGCUGCUGUCCGAUUCCGUGCCUCAGAAACUGCUUCUUGUUUUCAGGUUGGUUCCACCCUGGCUUUCAUAGAUUUUUGACAUGAGAAGAAAGAGUAACAUUCACAGGGAGACAUCACAGUGUUUCUCUCAGUCAUGGGUAAUAGAUUUACCCAUGAAGCGAUAUCACCCGCUGAGUUUGAUGCCUUAUGGAAUGACCCUCCAUACACUUUAGCAGCCGUCAGUGAGCUCUUUUCGCCCAAUGACACCAUGACAGCCGAUGAGGAAGCGGAGGCUGAGGCUGAGGUGGAGGCAGAAAGCAUAAGCAGAGAGAUUUACUGGAGGAGGAAGCAAACAUUCAGCGGAAGCAGCACAGUAUCUUCAGCAGGAGAACGCUCUUCUCCAGAUGUUGUUUUGUUGUUUAGCGGGAGGCGACGAUCUGGUGUAGCACCUGACGGUGAGCUUCAGGAGGCGUUACGUACCAGACUCCGAGUAGUAGAGAGCAACAGCCAGGAUGUUGUCCAGCUCUUCAAGGAUCUGUCUGCAAGACUAGUGUCUGUUCAUGCUGAAAAAGACAGCUUUGUCAUCACUUUUAAGACUGUCGAGGAAAUUUGGAAGUUCUCUACUUAUUUGGCACUUGGAUAUGUAGCAAGAUGUCUUGAGAACUUUCUCUGUGACCAGUCGUUCUGGCUGGACCCUGCAUUGCUUAGUGAUGUGGAGAUCUGUGUAACAGCGGACGAAGACCACUUAGCUACUCUUUACUUAGGACUUCUGCUACAGGAAGGUACAUUCUUUGCCAAGACUUUAUACAAUAGUGAUUGCAAGGAGGAGGAAGAGGAGCUGACCUACAGGAGGAAUGACCUGGUGAUUGUUAAAGACAUAGGACAAGAGGCCAUUUGGGAAGGUACACUGCUGUCCACAGGCCAACACGGUCUAGUGCCUGUGCAUAAUAUGCAGCCUCUGCCCUAUCCAUUUUAUCAGUGGUUCCUUAAGAAAUAUCCCGGAAAUGCAGGAGGGAUUCUAGUUACAGAUGGCCUAUUCAAUCAUCCUGUUGUGGUUGGAACUUGUGUAGCAGUAGUGGACCAUUACCCAGUGGUUAAAGAUGAGCUGCACUUAUGCAAGGGAGACAUAAUCAAGAUUGAGGGAUUUCUUUUCAAUACUCUCAACAUGUUCAUAGGAAGACACUUUACAAGUGGAGAGAUAGGAUUUGUUCACAAGGCCAGUGUAAAACCUCAGAGUAUUGAGCCUAUCGAUGGACAAUUGGUCUUUCUCAGUGAGGAGGAAAGGGCAGCCCUGUGUAAACUUAACCCCUGCUUUGAGCCUUGCCAGUCUGAUGUACUGGCAAAUCUUUUCUCAACAGACAUAAGCACUGUGUAUAGACUGGAUAGACUUGAUGACUCUGAUUUCACUUACAUAAGAAAUCAUCCAAAAUCAGAGCAGAAAUCAACAGUGGAUCAAAGAAAGAGCACCGUAUCUGAGAAAAGUGACACAACUCCCUACCACUCGUCCCCUCGGCAAUCAUUCUAUGCCUCUCGGAAUCAUCUGUAUCAGGACUCUGAGGUCUUCUCCUUCAGCAUGGAAGACACCUUUAGAGAAAUGGAUGAAUAUGAGGAAGACCUUCCAAAUUUCAUGGAUGAGGGUAUCUGGGAGACAGAUGAAGCCGAGAGAUGUGACCCGAUCCUGACCCUUCUAAAUCUGGAAUAUUUUCAGGACACAUUUCAAACUCUUUAUGACCUCUCCUACUCUUUCCUGGACACUUUCUUCCAUGGCCUUCCAGAGGAUGAGGUGCUUCAACAUUUGGAAAACUUUCGAGAAGGAGCUAAGAAAUGCAGGAUGCUCUGGGCCCACCGGCGAACCUGCUUCCUUCUUGGCCGGCUAUGUGCUAAGAAACUGAAGUACUCGCAAGCACGAGUGUACUUUGAGGAGGCUCUAAAGGUCCCUGUAACUGGUUUUGAUGACAAGCCACUUCUAAUAGCCCUGUAUACCAAUCUCACUGCAAUUUACCUCAAACAGAAGAUGAAGGACAAGCUACCAUUUACACUAGAGAAGGCAAGUGCUCUAAUUAUGUGCCUUCCUUGCCACAACUUCUGCUCUGUGGAUGAGUUUGAGCUGCUCCAACCAAUCAUGCGCAAAGCCAUAGUUGAAAAAGACAAGUACCUAGAGGCACGGACAUGCUACCUCUCCCUCUGUCUCUUUCUCAGUCUAAGAAAAAUAGAGGAUGCUUUACCUUUUGUAGAGAGACUUCAGUUACUUAUCAUAACACUGUCUGCGGAAAAAGGGAGGCCAGUUGCCCCUGUUGAUCUCAAUUGGAUGCUGUGCAGGCUUUAUCAUAAAAAGUAUUUGCCCUACCUCACACUAGCUUCUUUAAGUUUAGACUCAGGGCAAGAGCAUUCCUUGGAUGAUGCAUUCCAGAAAAUUGAACUCUUUAUCAAAAACUCAGCCAGGCUUAAUCCUCACUGGAAGGAAAGUACUUCAGAGCUUCCUGCACAGGUGGUGGUCUACCUUCAACAGGCCUUGUCAAUAGCUAGUCAAGGGGAAGACUUUAGGACUCAGAGGGACCUGUGCCUCAGCCUGGCUAGUGUUUACCAGCAGCAUGGAGCUUUAGAGAAGGCUGUACCCUUUGCCCAGCAAGCAGCAAAGACUGGAAGUCAAAUUAAUGAAGAGGAGGGCUUUGAGGCAUCCGUACUGCUGGCCUGGCUAUUGGUGUUAACAGAUGAACCCAUGCAAGCUCAGAAUACUCUGCAACCUAUGCUUAAAUCUUUGGAUGAAACAGACAGUCCGACGCAGCGUGGUGUAGUCCACAACCUUCUAGCCCUAUGUCUCAGCAAACAAGGCAGAGUCCAGGAGGCAGCAAGAAACUUUUAUUGCGCUCUGCAGAUCUCCCGAGAGAAUGGGAACAAGCGUAAUGAAGCUCUAGCACUGGCAAACUUGGGCUGCUUGUUUCUGUCUGUCGGGGCUUCGGGCCUAGCAGAGUGUUUCUUGCUCAAUUCCCUGCACCUAUUCCAGUUUCUCUCAGACAGCCCCACAGAUCAGGAGCAUGUCCAGGUUUUGCUUUGGCUCGGCAGGAGCUACAAAGAUAGAGGAGGGAGUCAGGAAGUCAGACUAUGCUUUGAGAUGGGCCUCCUUAUUGCUAUUAGUGCCAACAAUCUGCACAGUCAAAUGGUUGUUGCAAAAGUUCUAAGUCGGCAUUACGCUGACUUGCUGCUGUAUGGACAGUGUAUUGUUUACUAUGAGCAUUGUGUGGGGCUGUGCAGAACCCUUAAGAAUAAACAGCUAGAAGGAGAGUACCUGGAACUUCUCAGCAACCUCUAUCUCUCACUCAACACUGAGAAGUCAUCAAGGAAGUCUCUUGAUUAUUCAAAGCAAAGCUUAAGGAUCUCCAUAGAUCUGGGGAAAAGACAGGAAGAGUCUGAGACAUGGCUUCAAGUGGGCCGUAUCUACUAUCUGAUCUAUGAAGAUGAGCUGGCUGACAUGUACCUACAGGCAGCAGUAAAGACAGCCCUGAGAAUGAAUGACCCAUGCUUUGCUAUGAGCAUUUAUGAGGAAGCAGGAGAUGUGUUCUUCAAAGGACACAGAAAUCAACUGGCUGCACUACCAUUUUACAGGGAUGGGAGUUUGCCAUUUGCACGCAGCAUAAAGGAUGUGCACUCAGAGUUCAGGCUGUUGAGCAAGCUCACAGAGCUCCUGAUGAAGCAGAAGCAGUAUGAGGAGGCACUGCAAUACGCCACACUCGCAGUGCAAGUCAGCGCCACAACUGGUGUUCCUCUGAAUGAGAGAGUGUCCUGCCAUCGUCUUGCAUCAGUGCAUUUCUCUUUAGGGAAGUAUGAGAUGGCUGAGAACUACUACCUUAAGUCUAUUUCAGUCUGCCCUACUGCUCUUGAACAUGCCAUUGAAGUUCGGUACUAUGUUAAAGUGUACUGCAGACUUGCUGAUCUGACCCUAUACAGAUUAAAGGAUGCAUUCGAUGCCAUGGGCUACUUCCACUUAGCCCUGGCGGCAGCUCUGGAGGACAAAGAAAGCCUUAGCACACUGUACAUAAUCUAUAUGAAGCUCGCAGAGAUCCAUGCCAACUACAUUCCCGAUGCUGAACUGAGUAAAAGCUACAUGGAAAGAGCGCAGAGUUUGAGGAAGGAACUGGCAGGAGACACAGACUCUUGUGACACAGAAGAAACGCAUCAGGACCCAGCUGAGGCAGAGCCUGACACUCCCACCAAAGAUCGGUCAGAGUCCAACAGCGGCACUAGUACUCUGACCGAGUCCAGCAUGACCAACACCAGCCACACAAUCAAUGCAGAGUCUGAGCACAUACUCUCUAACACAAGCCACAAAGACGACCCGAACACUAACAUAUCGGUGGAAACGGACACAGACACAGACCCUCCUGAUCAAACCAAGAGACUAGCAGUUUGAAGGAAGGCUUGACUGGUGUAUUGUGAAUAAGACACAUUUUUUUCUUUCUUUUUUUCUCCUUUUUUAAGCAAAUGUUUAAAAUUCCAUAAUAUAUUUUAUAUUAAGAGUUUCAAAAUGAUUUUUUUAAAUAUUGCAUAACUGUAAAUUAAUUAUGUACACGAAUGAAUGUAAAUGCAUAUCUGUAAAUAUGAUUGAAAAAAAAAUCUGUCUACCCUCCUUGAGGGUUCUAAAACCUUUACUUAAUUAAAACUUUAGAAAUUCUGUUACCAUGCAUGGGCAAAAUGCUGAUUGUUUAGCAUGUGCACGAUUACACAAAGCUAUGCAAUUUUUAAUUAAGUUGUUUUAACUAAACAGGCUAAAUGCUCGAAAUAAGAAAGAAACAGUACGAUUGAUGAUCAGCUGACUUUCUCGGACCACCCUGCUAAAACAAGCUGGUCCUCCAGAUUUGCUUUGAUUCAACAUCAAGAACAUCGGCCCUUUCUUUCAGAACAUGCUUCAAAACUCCUUGUUCAAGCUCUUUCUCUUUUCAGGCUGGACUAUUGAAAUUAUCUCUUGGCUGGUCUUCCAGCUAGUUCUGUCAAACCUUUAACAAUUAAUCCAAAACUGCAACCUACAUUUUUUAUGAGCCGAAUAAUAUGCACGUCACACCUCACAUUAGUUUGCACUGGCUACCAAUAGCUGCUUGCAUAAAAUUCAAGCCACUAACGUUUGCCUACAAAAUCUAUACUGGCUCUGCUUCCAUUUACCUAAACUCAUUACUUCAGACUUAAUAUGCUCGGUAGAUUCUGAAAGUGAACGUCGCAUGGAUAGAAGACAUGGGCUACAGUCAGUCAUUCACCGCCGGUGUGCUCACUAACCACUUAUUAAUCGUGUUUGAAAUGGCCAUUAAAGAGUUUUCAUAGACAACUUAUACAUGAAUCGGAAACAUGUUUACUUUAUGGUUACUUAUCUUUCGUCUAUUAUGGUUGUGUCCUUACAACCUCCGAAACCGUUGUAGCGUAGACCUUUACUCAAAAUAAACAUGUUGUGUUGUACUAAUUUUAUCAUCCACUAGAGGGAGAUAUAGGCCAAGGUGAUUCGCUUCACUUCCGAAUAUAUUCCUCACUUGUGACUAUAAGGUGAAAACUGAGCCGAUGAUUAAAGUGUAGCAUCCUUCAUAUAAAUAUUUUUUUAGUGUGACGAUAUUUUUAAAUACUUUCUUUGGAUGAAUUAGGCUACAAUAUUACUAUAGCAUGUUAAUUGUAGGCCUACUACUGUUAACCCGUAAAUUAAUAUAGUUUACUAUCCUUCAAACAAUUCAAAUUUAUGUUUUAUAUAUAUUUAUUUUGUUACCGACAAGAAUCCACCUUUCUUCUAAACGCGGAAGUUCCACAUCGUAUACCAGAAGCCUGCUGCUCUGUGAGUGUUUCAAUUAAUUAUAUUUCCUAACUUUGUUUUCUUAAGUGGCAGUUGGCACUACUCCUGGUCUCUCUCUCCUCCUGCCUCCCUCCCUUCGUGUGUGUGUGUGUGUGUGUGUGUGUGUGUGUGUGUUCUAUUAAUAAAAAAGCCUAAAUGUCUGCAUUUACAUCCGCAACCGGUUUUGCAGUUCUGGCUUUGUUGUCAACAAAGGAUAUCACAUGUCCUCUUACACAGCUGUGUUAAAGCUUCUUCAUUUAUUUUAAUGGGACCACAGUGAUGCCCAUUUGGGUGUUCAUGUCUGUCUGUCUGUUUGUUUGUUUGUUUGAAUUGUGUCUCUACACAGCUGAGUUAGGCUGCACUGAGGUGACUCUGUGCCUGCUUGAAAUUCUGUGCACAGACACAAGUUAGUCAGUGGUAGGCCACACAGCUCUGACCCACCUUAGCCUCUAGUAUCAACGUUGUUUAAACCAUCAAUUACAUAACAUUACUUGUAAAAACAGUUGAAAUUUCUGUGAAUGCAUUUGUCGCCUUUCAACAUUUCAAUUUUUCACUAUAAAUAUGCCAUUUCCGAUGCUGUAUUUUAUUAAAUUAUUUUUUAUUAAUAAAGCCUAUGAAAGUUUUAUUUAUUGGUUAUGCAUUACAUAUUUCGACUGAAAGUCCUAAUGAAGAUUUGUGACAUACCUAAGAUACAUAACUGUCAUUUAUAAAAUC